UCGCUCCGUCUCGUCUCGCCGCCGCAGUUUAAGGUUUAGAGGUUACACAACGUGCACGAGUUCUCGAGCGUGCGUACGCUGCCGGUUUCGCACUUCGACCGAUUCGGUGAUUGCGAGGGAAUUGCGACCAUGGCUGCUGCCAAUGCUGUGAAGAGGCUGAUUCCUCUCUUCGACAGAGUCCUUAUACAAAGAGCCGAGGCAAUUACCAAAACAAAAGGUGGUAUUGUACUCCCCGAGAAAGCACAAGCGAAAGUCCUGCGAGGCACGGUUAUAGCCACAGGUCCUGGAGCGAGAAACGAUAAAGGAGAGCAUAUGCCUUUAAGCAUUAAGAUUGGAGAUGUUGUAUUACUUCCUGAAUAUGGCGGCACGAAAGUUGAACUUGACGACAACAAGGAGUACCAUCUGUUCCGCGAGUCGGAUAUAUUAGCCAAAGUAGAGGUUUAAACACGUUGACUUUAAAUUACGUUUUUCAGUUUUGUAAAUGCUAUAAGUUGUUUUCCUAGAACCUCAUGAACUGGCAGCAAAAACUAUGUACACACAGGAGUUACAUAUAUAUAAUUGAAAGUUACCUAAUUAACUUGAUCAAAAGACCUAAUUUUUUCUGUUGCUGCUAAAAUGCCAUUGUUUCUUACUGUACAUACAAUUUUCUGAUAAAAUAAAGCAUUUAUCUAUUGUAUUUAUGUUAUCGUUGAUUAACACUGUUCGAUAAAAAAUAAACUUGACUUUUGAAUGCAA
Wasmannia auropunctata (little fire ant) is the source of this 735-nucleotide messenger RNA. RefSeq names its product 10 kDa heat shock protein, mitochondrial. The transcript has 3 exons. Gene Ontology annotation, molecular function: protein folding chaperone; protein-folding chaperone binding; metal ion binding. The record is from RefSeq and is a predicted model, not a curated record. Bases 130 to 444 code for a protein of 104 amino acids. NCBI's taxonomy places the organism in Eukaryota, Metazoa, Arthropoda, Insecta, Hymenoptera, Formicidae. Gene Ontology annotation, cellular component: mitochondrial matrix.